Molecule: messenger RNA, 1610 nt
Organism: Erythranthe guttata (spotted monkey flower)
Lineage: Eukaryota; Viridiplantae; Streptophyta; Magnoliopsida; Lamiales; Phrymaceae
Product: basic leucine zipper 61
Biological process (GO): positive regulation of DNA-templated transcription
Cellular component (GO): nucleus
Molecular function (GO): DNA binding; DNA-binding transcription factor activity
Source: RefSeq, a predicted model, not a curated record
UUCCCUCCAAAACCUCUUCAUCUUAAUAAUAGAAACAGUUAACUAACACAAACAGAACCAAAGCGAGCGAAUAACUGAUACUCUAUACAUAUAUACAUAUAUAUCUCGAUCAAGAAUCCAACAUUUUUGCUGAGCUCUAAAUUAAUCCCAAUUGUUUUAAUUAGUACUGCAUGGAGCAAUUACCGCCCAAACCCCCGAUUAACAUGGCGCACAACUGGUCUUCAUUUCCAUUCCACAUGAUGCCGCCGCCGUCGCCGUCCUCCGCCGCGGCGCAUCCCAACUCAUGGAUGGACGAGUUCCUAGACUUCUCAGCCACUCGCCGGAGCUCCCACCGCCGCACCGUCAGCGACCCAAUUGCCUUCGUCGAAGAGCCGCCCGCCGCCCACCACCACAGCAACGGCGGCAACAAUGGGUUUGACAGGCUGGACGACGAGCAGCUGCGGAGCAUGUUCUCCGACGACGUCGUCGUGGCGGUGGGGCCCUCCACCAGGUCCUCGUCGAACCCUUCGUCCAGCGCCAACCCGUCAACGCCGUCGGAUCAGGAGAACAGUGACAAAUCGGCGGCGGAGCACCACCGCGUCCAGCUGAAGAAUGAACCUGGUGAGGUGGACAGCUCGUCCGAUAAUCCGGCGGCGGCGGCGGCGGCGGCGGCGGAUAACCCGACUUAUAAUAAGUCUUCUGAUAACACUUCCGGCGAUACUAUUGUUGACCCGAAACGGAUUAAAAGAAUCUUGGCGAACCGGCAAUCAGCUCAGAGGUCAAGAGUGAGGAAGUUGCAAUACAUUUCUGAGCUUGAAAGGAGUGUUACAUCAUUACAGACUGAGGUAUCGGCAUUGUCGCCGAGGGUUGCGUUUUUGGACCAUCAGAGACUUCUACUGAAUGUGGAUAACAGUGCUCUUAAGCAGAGGAUUGCAGCUUUGGCUCAAGACAAACUAUUCAAAGAUGCGCAUCAAGAAGCACUGAAGAAGGAAAUUGAAAGGCUAAGAAAAGUGUACCACGAACAGAGCAUCAAGAAGAUGGACGACAGAGCGGCCGGCGCCGCCGCAGCACCACCGCAUCAGGCAGCUGCGCCGCCGGUGGCUGCUUUCAACAGGCGGGGUAAUUGUACGGGCGAGGAAUAAUAAUAAUAAAAAUAAUGAGUUCGUGGGACUAGCUAGUAAAGCAUGAUUUGGGAGCUGUAACGCAUUUUUAACGAUUAAUUGGCCAAUUGGUGCAUGCGAGAUGUCACAUGGUGUGUCUCUAUCUAUAUCUAUAUCUAUCUCUAUAUAUAAUAUAUAUAUUUUUUUUCGUUUUUUUUCUUUUUAAAAAUCUAAUGUCGUGGUGGGACCCGCCUCGCCUGGUGAUUGGAGCCUGUGAGAAGGACACGUGGAACAGUUGCAGAUGACAUGACUUUAUUGUAGUGCUUCUUGAUUUGGGUAGGGUUUAAUUUCUUGGUUAAUUUCAAAAAUUCGUUUUUUCUUUAUUUUUAUUUUUUUGUAGUUUAAAUUGGUUGAAAGUCAACAUUGGGAGUCAAAAGGUAGGUAUUGGUUUGGUGUUGGGGUUGUGAGUAUUUACUUUUUCUUUUUUUGUAAUUGUAGGUUAGAAAUUCGUUAUCCAAGUUUCUUUUUUUG